Diatraea saccharalis (sugarcane borer) is the source of this 3771-nucleotide messenger RNA. The record is from the annotation of a GenBank genome assembly. NCBI's taxonomy places the organism in Eukaryota, Metazoa, Arthropoda, Insecta, Lepidoptera, Crambidae.
AUGUCUAGUCAUGCCCUCUCGCUCACUCCUAGUGGUAUGUUGACAGUGAGAGGUAUCGGUGAAAUGGAUGUUCGAGUGCAAUUGAAGAAUUACCCUCAUGUACAAGCUCACGGAAAGGUAUGGUCAGUGGUUCCAGAGUUAGUUCAAGUAUCGAGCUCUGGUUACGCACGCGUGGGCCGUCCUCAUCACCUACACGUGGCCCUUACAGCGGCAAGACUAGACAAUCCUGUUGAGUUGUACAACUUUCACGUAUGUAAUUGUGCGUCCUUCGCCGUAUCGCUGUUGGAAGGACCAGAACCUCACAAUGUGACCGCUGCCACGUGGGUGAAACCAAUGGAGGGCGCGUGUUGCGUGUUGGAAUGUGCGUGGAGUUCUCGCGGCAUAUCUACGGUGCGUGUGUCGCGCGGCCGCGCGGGCGACACCACUCGCGUGGCGGUCCGUGCCGCGCCCACACUACUGUGGCCGCGCAAUGCCGCCGCACUAGUCCAAUCCACUAUACCGGUAUUAGCAGAUGGCGAAGCCCUGAUACCGCAAUCGAGUGAGCCAAGAAUCGCUGAACUCUCGUAUCGAGAAGGACCUCCCCCUCACCGCUAUCCCGAUACUCAACUGUUCACUAUGAAGUGUCGUAGGAAAGGAGAUUCGCGUAUGGAAUUAGUAUCGAACACGGACGAAGAGCGGGAGUCAGUCGAAUUUGAGGCAGCGUGCGCGCCGCACGUGUCGCGGAUACGUCUCGAACCCUCCGAGACACCUGGAAAUUGCACGGGUGGACCUAGGGUAUGGCUUCGACCAGGGCACGAGGUGACAGUAAAGGUGACAUUGUUAGAUGCAAUCGGCAGGGAGUUAUUAGAUGAGCGUGGGCCCAAAGCGUCAUGGGAAAUUGAACCUCACCACCCGGCGAUAGAGUUCAAAGCAACCAACCGGCUAUUCAUUGAGACUCAUCCAGAAUAUGAGCCAGUUCCUGUACCAUAUAAAUAUUACCAAUCAGUAGCAGUGAAUGAUCAAGCAAUCGGUUGGAAUGGAGCUCUGAAAAUAAACAUUCCUGAAGCUACGGCCAGCAUUCAAGCGCGAGUUGUGGGACCUUUGAUAUGUGAUCCGAUGAAGGUUAAUUUAGCUUGGGAGGGCGAGUCUAUAAGUAAUAUCGCAUCAGUUGCGGGCGGCAGCGGCCGAUACGCUGUGGAAUCGCCUAAGGGUGUAUCCGCUUCGGUGGUGAAUGGAAAAUUGAGCGUGCAUGUACCUGGACCGGGCUCAUACGAUUUGGUAGUCGCCGAUUUAUGUGUACACGGAGAGAAACAGAUUGUUGAGGUGCAUAUUGAAGAGAUUCUCAGCGUGGAAGUGUCGACCGCUCGUGCGGUAUGCGUCGGCGGUUGCGUUCCAAUAACCGCUUUGGUAAAGGGAGUCUCGCACCGAUACUUGUCAGCUAGUCACGUUCCCGAGUGGCGGGUCAGCGGCGACGUGACAGUGAAGGAGGGCGUUAUAUGCGGCCUGAGGGAGGGAACGGGACGAGUGCGUGCCUCGUUGGGCGGCGUGUGGAGUCCCGAAGUGGAGGUUUUGGUGUUCCCGCCGCUCAGUAUAAUACCGGAAAAGUCGAAGCUGCCCCCGGGAGCGCGGCUACAGUUGUGUCACCGCGGGGGUCCGCCCCCACAUUUGGCGGCGCUUCAAUACCGCGCCUCAACGAGGCAGGAUUAUAUUGAAGUUUCUCCAUCGGGUCACGUACACGGUUUAUCUAUGGGCUCGGCUCGCGUUAAGCUUGUUGCGACUGAUAUAGCAAAUGUGGAAAUGGCCAGCGCUGAAGCUGAAGUGGAGGUGAUCCCAAUAUCGGGUUUGCGUGUAGUGGCGGCGACGCAAACUUUACUGGUGGGUCGUCCGGGUGGGGUGUGGGUGGAGGCGGGCUCGUUGCCGCCCUCCGCUCUCGCGACGCUGCAGCCGCCGCCCCGCCUCACGUGGACGUUACGCGACUCAACCACCGCCAGGAUAUACACAACACACGCAGACGAUUUCUUAGAGAGAUCAGUAGCUGAGGGAUUAACCGUGAGAGUAGUGCCUUUGAAGCCAGGAGUUAUCACUAUCGACGUCCGAGUGCGGAAUAUGGGACAGGUCGCAGAAACACGUUCCUGGGAUAGUACCAUAGAGAUCCUCGGCAUCGCAGACAUAAAGGUUUCAGUUGACGGCUUAUCUAAAGAUGUUAACACCGGCGACCGUUUGGCUGUCGCUGUAGGCUCCACGAUCAGACUCAAGUCUUUACCAAAGAGCUAUUGGAGAUCGUAUGGAGACGGCGCUUUUGAUAUUAGUCCCAGUGGGGAGUUGAAAGCGCUCAUGCCAGGGCACGGAGUUAUCAUCGCUCAACAUAAAGACGAUAGGAACAAUAUUCAUAGAGAAACGGUUGUCCACGUGGAAGUGGCAGUGCCGCAUUACUGCACGGCAGAGCCAUCGGGGGACGCCGACGAGACUGUCCUGCGAUUGGUGGCCCGCAAUUCCGUCGGCCGGGAACUACUCGCUCCCACUCACAAUGUCACUGCCCUCGCGCACGGACCGAUCACGACACACGUGAGGCGAUCUGCUCAAAGUGCUCUUGGAAACGAGUUACUGAUACCAAAUCUGGACGCCGCUGGUGCAUUCAUGAGUUUCCAGAGCACUAUCGGUGGAGUCACCGUUAAAGAUGAGGUCUGGAUUACAGGCAGUGACACCAGAACUGAUCGAGUUAUAGCUAGCAGUGGAUGGGCGAUUUGUUUAGACGGUAUCGGUUGGCGUGUCCCGCCUUCUGUGUCCGUAUUCGUCGGUAGCGGCGUAUCGCUCGCUGUUCUGAUGAAAGACAUAUCCGCUAAGCACCAGCUCAAGUUGGACAGACCAUCACUUGUUCGCACCGUACAACAGAUACCAUUCGAUAAGAUCUCGUUUGCUUCGGGCGAGUGGCCAGCUUCUAUGGUGCCGUUGUCUAUAGAAGCAGGUGUACUGACAGACGGGCCAUUGCUAUGCACUGAGGACCAGAAAUACGCCUUAGAGGGAGUACAAGUGGAACUGCCUUACGUUUGUAGGACCAAACAGCCUCAUACCGCCACACCAGUGUUGGAUAUAAUUAACGGACAACUGGGUUGCGCCAUAGUACCCUCCUCGCCGAUCACGGACCCAUCCGAAGUGGAUUUGUGCGCUGAAUGGGGAGUAGCACGCACUUGUACUCGAGUGUUACUACUGCCACAGAUACACGUGUCAAAAUACAAAGUGUCAAUGUUACACCCCCCAACUACAUUCACGGUCACUGGCCAUCCUAGAGCACUGAAACUAGUGAAGAUCACUUCAUCGCCUGGCCUGAAGUUGGACAUGAUGAAUAAGGAGAGUGAAAUAACAGUUGUAGUGAAAAACGAAGCCACCACUUGCGGUUCAGGGUGGGUGAAUGUAAGAUCGAAGUUGACUGGACAAGAAAUAAGGGUUGAAGUCGAGAGGGAGUGCGAUGUUGCCUGUGGAACGGUGUUGGGAGCGAUUUUGUCUAUACUGACACCGUAUCUACCCACUUUGUUCACUAUAGCGGCUGUCGCUGCCGCUUAUACGUACAUUCAAUCGAAACUUCAGCGUAAAGUGCCGAUCCGCAUGCCCACAGAACCGGUACAGACGAUUCUACCACCGGCAGAAACGUCUCCCAUCGGCAGAUCUCGAACGUUUUCCAGGAGUCCAUACGCGUCUAACGGACCUUCUUCACCCGUCUAUGGAGAUGCCAGUACAUUACCUGACGCAAGCUUCUCCCCUAACACCACGAGAAUGCAUUCGAGAAUUUUAUAA